This is a messenger RNA of Mugil cephalus (flathead mullet), 11311 nucleotides long. RefSeq names its product Down syndrome cell adhesion molecule-like protein 1 homolog. The transcript is spliced from 35 exons. Gene Ontology annotation, cellular component: plasma membrane; axon. Gene Ontology annotation, molecular function: cell-cell adhesion mediator activity. Gene Ontology annotation, biological process: dendrite self-avoidance; axon guidance; homophilic cell-cell adhesion. The record is from RefSeq and is a predicted model, not a curated record. The coding region runs from base 684 to 6974 and encodes 2096 amino acids. NCBI's taxonomy places the organism in Eukaryota, Metazoa, Chordata, Actinopteri, Mugiliformes, Mugilidae.
GAGCGGAGUGCAUUCCCACUUUCCCCUUUGAAACGGAGUUUGCAUCUUCGUUGCGCCCCUGUUCUCCUACUUUCCUGGAAUUCGCAACGCAAUGCCCGUGGUUUUGUUUUUUAUCCUCGCAGUGUCACAUUCUAUUGGUGCGGACCAUUUGACUUUCACUUUCAGUGAGAGCCACUGCUAAAACGACGAAAAACGAUUUAUGGAAAUCACCAGGCUGAUUUGCAAGGGAAACAAGCGCAUUUCCCUUUUGUGUUUCAACUUCCUUGCGCCAAAACAAAAUUUAAAUGACUUUUCUCCGGGAUUCUUUGAAGGCUGCACUUACACUAACGUUUCAACCGGAUAAAAAAAACCUUCAUUCACCGCGUGAGGGUUCGGUGGUUUUCGUUUGGUCCCCCAUAGUACGUGUGGCUCACCUCUCCGCCACGGCGCAUUAUUAGGAUACCGGGGGUGGGGCGACAGCAGCCUGUCCCGGUAAGGGGAGGAGAGAACAGGGAACAGAGGCGGUACUUUCUCCGCUGCUCGUUUCUCGGCGCUGGAGAGUGUGGGACCAGGGCUGGAGAGACCGCCGGGGAGCAUCAGCAAGAACCAGUCCAGCACGGAGCCUCGCCUGGCCGACCGCUGCGCCGUGCACUCUUCUUGGGGACUGCACAACAUUCCUGUGAAAUAUAACUGCUUUUAAUGGCAUGUGGCUUGUAACUUUACUUCUGCUGUAUUCUUUGCAAGAAGUCAACAGUGAGGAUGUUGUCUCUACUCGGCUGUACUUUGUGAACGCCUCCCUGCAGCGGGUGACCUUCUCCAGCUCGGUGGGGGUGUCCCUGCCCUGCCCUGCGGGCGGCGCCCCCCAUGCCGUCCUGCGCUGGUACCUGGCCGCCGGAGACGACAUUUACGACGUGCCCCAUAUCCGCCACGUGCAUGCCAACGGCACCCUCCAGCUCUACCCUUUCUCUCCCUCCGCCUAUAACAGCAUUAUCCACGACAACGAGUACUUCUGCACGGCUGAGAACCAAGCAGGCAAGAUUCGAAGCCCCAGCAUCCACAUCAAAGCAGUGUUCAGGGAGCCCUAUACAGUCCGCGUGGCCGACCAGCGCUCCAUGCGGGGUAAUGUUGCCGUGUUCAAGUGCCUCAUCCCCUCAGCCGUCCAGGAGUACGUCAGUGUCGUGUCCUGGGAGAAAGACACCGUCUCCAUCGUCCCCGGUAACCGCUUCUUCCUGACCUCCUUUGGUGCUUUGUAUAUCUCAGAAGUGCAGAAGGAAGACGCCCUGUCCACCUAUCGCUGCAUCACAAAGCACAAGUACAGUGGAGAGACUCGCCAGAGCAAUGGAGCCAGGCUCUCUGUUAUGGACCCUACGGAGUCCACCCCGACAGUACUGGACAACUUCCAGUCCGGUGAGGUGCAGGUGGGGCACAGCGUGGAGCUGCCCUGCAUCGCCUCCGGAUAUCCGAACCCAACCAUCCGGUGGCUAAAAGACGGUCGGCCAUUACCCGCAGACUCCCGCUGGACACGGCGCAUCACUGGCCUCACCGUUUCCGACCUGAGGCUCGAGGACAGCGGCAACUACAUCUGUGAGGUCACCAACAGCUUUGGCUCCAAAGAGGUGACGGGUCACCUCAAUGUUAUUGAGCCGCUGCGCGUCACCUUGUCUCCCAAGAACCUGAAGACGGGGAUCAGCAGCACAGUCAUCCUCUCCUGCGCCGUCCAAGGUUCCCCCCACUUCAUUGUGUCCUGGUAUCGAAACACAGAACCUGUCCUGCCCGAUCAGCACUUUUCCAUCCAGGGAGCUCACAAUGAGACACUGUUCAUCUCAGCUGCACAAAAGAGACACUCUGGGGCUUAUCAGUGCUUUGCAACGCGCAAGGGGCAGACGGCCCAAGACUUCUCCAUCAUACUGCUAGAAGAUGGGACACCUCGUAUCGUCACCUCCUUCAGCGAGAGGGUGGUGGUGCCGGGCGAGCCGUUCUCCCUGAUGUGUGCUGCCAAGGGAGCGCCACCGCCCACCAUCACCUGGACCCUGGACGACGAGCCCGUGGCCCGGGACCUGUCGCGCGUCCGGGCCAGCCAGUACGCGCUCUCCGACGGCAGCACCGUGAGCCACGUCAACGUCAGCAGCCCGCAGAUCCGUGAUGGAGGAGUGUAUCGGUGCGCCGCACGAAACUCAGCCGGUAGUGCUGAGUACCAAGCGCGCAUAAACGUAAGAGGUCCUCCGAGGAUUCGGCCCAUGAAGAACAUCACUGCAGUGGCAGGAAGAAACACUUUCAUAAACUGCCGUGUGAUUGGGUAUCCUUAUUACUCAAUUAACUGGUACAAGGAAGGACUUCUGCUGCCUGACAACCAUCGCCAGGUGGUGUAUGAGAACGGGACUCUAAAGCUCAGCGAUGUGCAGAAGGGGAUGGACGAGGGGGCCUACGUCUGCAGCGUGCUGAUCCAACCGCAGCUGUUCAUCACGCAGACUGUUUAUGUCACUGUCAAAGUUCCUCCGCUGAUCCAGCCGUUUGACUUUCCACCGACUUCCAUCGGCAAAUUGAUGUACAUCGCCUGCGUGGUGUCGUCUGGAGAUAUGCCCAUACGCAUCACGUGGCGCAAGGACGGCCAGGAGAUCGUGCCCUCCUCGGGCAUCACCAUCGACACGAAGGAGUUCAUGAGCUCCCUCCAGAUAUCCAAGGUGUCGCUCAAACACAAUGGCAACUACACCUGCAUUGCCAGCAACGAUGCUGCUACUGUCAGCACAGAGAGGCAGCUCACAGUCACAGUGCCCCCUCGGUUUGUGGUGCAGCCCAACAACCAGGAUGGGAUCUAUGGGAAGGCGGGGAUCCUAAACUGUUCUGUUGAUGGAUACCCUCCUCCUAAGGUCAUGUGGAAGCAUGCCAAAGGUGCACUAGCGGGUAUUGGGAACCCACAGCAGUACCACCCUGUGCCUCUGACGGGUCGUAUUCAGAUCAUGAAUAAUGGCUCUCUGCUCAUCAGACAUGUCCUGGAAGAGGAUCGGGGCUUCUACCUCUGUCAGGCCUCCAACGGGGUGGGCUCAGAUAUCAGCAAGAGCAUGGUCCUCACCGUUAAGAUCCCAGCGAUGAUCACCAGUCACCCCAACACCACCAUGGCUAAGAAGGGCCACGUGAAGGAGCUGAACUGCACAGCCAGGGGAGAGUGGCCCAUCAUCAUCCGCUGGGAAAGAGGCGAUACGGUCAUUGACCCUGACCGCAACCCCCGAUACUCCAUUACCACCAGUCCCAAUGAAAAGACUGACGAAGUGUUGUCUACACUCAAGCUAAAGCCAGCAGAGCGUGAGGAUUCAGUCUUCUUCUCCUGUCAUGCCAUCAACUCUUACGGAGAAGGACGAGGCCUUAUCCAGCUCACUGUGCAAGAACCUCCUGACCCUCCAGAGCUGGAGGUGAGGGAAGUCAAAGAUCGUAGUAUGAAUCUCAGGUGGACGCAGAGGUUUGAUGGAAACAGCGUCAUUACGUCCUAUGAUAUAGAAUAUAAGAACAAGACGGAUUCCUGGGAGCUGAAGCAUGCCACUCGGAACAUCUCUCCCACCAACAAUCAGGCCAACAUAGUGGAUCUCCACCCUGCUUCCGUCUACAGCAUCCGCAUGUACUCCUAUAAUUCAAUAGGCAAGAGCGAGGCCAGUAAGGAGCUCACCAUCAGCACAGAGGAAGCACAGCCUGAUGGUCCUCCAAUGGAAGUCAUCCUACAGCCAGUGACCUCUCAGAGUAUCCGAGUCACCUGGAAGGCUCCUAGGAAGGAGCUGCAGAAUGGGGUGAUCCGGGGUUACCAGAUUGGUUACAGAGAGAACGGCCCAGGCAGUAAUGGCCAGUACAGCAUUGUGGAGAUGAAAGCCACCGGAGACAGUGAGGUCUACACGCUGGACAAUCUGAAGAAGUUUGCCCAGUACGGUGUCGUUGUCCAGGCUUUUAACAGAGCUGGCACAGGGCCUUCAAGUUCAGAGAUCAAUGCUACAACACUGGAAGAUGUGCCCAGUCAGCCUCCUCAGAACGUGCGAGCCAUCUCCGUGACAUCUGACGAAGCGGUGAUCACGUGGGCCGAGCCUCCUAGAAUGACACUGCACGGCGUAUUGAAAGGGUAUCGCGUCGUGUUUUGGGCCGUCUUUCCUGACGGAGAGUGGGGCGAAAUGCAAAACAUCACAACCAUGAAGGAGCAGGUGGAGCUCAGAGGCCUGGAGAAGUUCACCAACUACAGUAUCCAGGUUCUCGCCUACACCCAAGCUGGGGACGGCGUCAGGAGCAAUGUCCUGUAUAUUCAAACCCGCGAAGACUACCCCGGACCCCCAGCUGGCAUCAAAGCUGUGCCCUCCUCUGCCAGCAGUGUCGUGGUGUCGUGGUUACCCCCUCACAAGCCAAAUGGAAUCAUCCGCAAGUACACCAUCUACUGCUCCAGCCCCGGGUCAGGCCAACCACUGCCAAGCGAGUAUGAAGCCAACCCAGAGCUGCUGUUUUACCGAAUCACCCACCUCAACCACCGGCAGCAGUACCUGAUCUGGGCUGCAGCAGUCACCACUGCAGGCCGGGGCAACUUCAGCGAUAAGGUCACUGUGGAGCCAGCAGCCAAAGCGCCAGCAAAAAUCCUGUCAUUUGGGGGUACGGUGACUACUCCUUGGAUGAAAGAGGUGCGACUGCCAUGUAGCUCAGUAGGAGAACCUACACCUACUAUAAAAUGGACCAAAGACAGUGAGGACACAGCCAUUCCAGUGUCUCUAGAUGGACAGCGUCUCAUCCUGGCCAACGGGACGUUGGUGCUGCGCUCUGUCAAAGCUGAAGAUUCUGGUUACUACACCUGCACGGCCACCAACACGCUGGGCUUCGACACGAUUAUCGUCAACCUUUUGGUACAAGUCCCUCCCGACCAACCUCGUCUCACCGUCUCCACCACCUCCACCUCCUCGAUCACUCUGGCCUGGAUACCAGGAGACAACGGAGGUAGCUCUAUCAGAGGUUUUGUGCUGCAGUACUCUGUAGACAACACAGAGGAAUGGAAGGAUGUCUUCAUCAGUUCAAGCGAGCGCUCCUUCAAAUUGGACAACCUUCGCUGUGGAACCUGGUAUAAGGUCAAGCUGGCUGCCAAGAACAGCGUUGGAGCCGGACGCAUCAGUGAAAUCAUCGAGGCAAAGACCCACGGACGAGAGCCCCAGUUCAACAAGGAUCAGCCCGUCUUCACCCACAUUAACUCCAGCCACGCCCGCCUUAACCUGCAGGGUUGGGCCAGCGGAGGCUGUCCAAUCAGCGCCGUCACACUGGAGUUUAGGCCAAAAGGUACGUGGUCAUGGCAGAGUGUGCGUACCAAUGCCACCACAGAUGUGUUCCUGGCAGAACUACGCGAGGCCACCUGGUACGAGCUGAAGAUGAAAGCGUGUAACAGCGCAGGCUGUGGCAACCAGAGCUCCCAAUUUGCAACACUGGACUAUGAUGGCAGCACAAUUCCUCCAAUUAAAUCUCCCCUGGAAAAGAAUGACGACGUCAAGAAGCUGUUUUCUAUUGGCUGCCCUGUGAUCUUAGUGACUCUCGGAGUCGCGCUGCUCUUCAUAAUUCGGAAGAAACGCAAAGAAAAGAGGCUGAAGAGACUAAGAGAUGCCAAAAGCCUGGCAGAGAUGCUGAUCAGUAAAAACAACCGCAGCUUUGACACCCCAGUUAAAGGACCUCCUCAGGGCCCACGGUUACACAUCGACAUCCCCAGAGUGCAGCUGCUAAUUGAGGACAAAGAAGGCAUCAAGCAAAUUGGUGAGGACAAGGCCACGAUCCCGGUGACAGACACGGAGUUCAACCAGACUGGAAACCCUCAGAGCUUCUGCACCGGUGUCUCGGUCCAUCACCCAGCCCUCAUCCAGAACACAGGUCCUUUGAUUGACAUGUCUGACAUCAGACCAGGAACCAACCCAGUGUCGAGGAAGAGCGUUAAGUCAGCCCACAGCAUCAGGAACCGUUACUCCAGUCAGUGGACUCUGACCAAGUGCCAGGCCUCAACGCCAGCCCGCACUCUCACCUCAGACUGGCGCACAGUUGGCUCCCAGCACGGCAUCACCGUCACCGAGAGUGACAGCUACAGUGCCAGCCUCUCACAGGACACAGAUAAGGGGCGCAACAGCAUGGUGUCGACAGAGAGCGCCUCCUCCACCUACGAGGAGCUGGCGAGAGCGUAUGAGCACGCCAAGCUGGAAGAACACCUGCAACAUGCCAAAUUUGAGAUUACAGAGUGCUUUAUCUCAGACAGCUCCUCUGAUCAGAUGACCACGGGUACCAAUGACAAUGCAGACAGCAUGACGUCUAUGAGCACACCGUCCGAGCCCGGUAUCUGCCGUUUCACUGCCUCGCCACCCAAACCACAAGAUUACGACCGUGGCAAGAAUGUAGCCGUGCCCAUUCCACACCGCGCCAAGAGUGAUUACUGCAACUUACCCCUCUACAUGAAGUCAGAUCCUUUUUUCCGAAAGCAGUCAGAGCAUCACGAUCCAUGCCCAGUGGUUCCACCACGUGAAGCCUCUAUUCGUGGCCUGGCCCAACGGGCAUACCACACCCAGGGCCGUCAUGUGACUAUGGACUCUGCAAAGCAGCAGGCCCUAACGAUGGGCCACUCUGGCCUGUCCAACCUCACUUCCUCCGGGGCUUCCUCUGGAGGAGCAACAGGAGGUGGCGGUGGAGGUAGUGGGGGGCUGUCUGCUAGCUCCAGCAGCUCCACACUUCCCCAGAGGACUCUCACAAUGCCCGGCUCCUCUGCCGCAGUGGCCCAGAGCGCAGCAGCGGCUGCCGCCGCCACCGCUGCAGCUUCCGGGGCAUCAUCAUCCUCCGGUGGAGGUGGGGCAGUUGGGGCCACGGGAGGGACCCCUGGAGGUGCCUCCUCGUCUUCCUCCAAGAUGGGAGGAUCCAGAGACUCUCUCCUGGAGAGCAGCUCCUCGGGCUUAGGCAGACUACAGAAGCAGAGGGAUGGAGGGGCAGGGGCCUACUCAAAGUCCUACACGCUGGUGUAGCCUGCCAUCACCGCGGCCUGUCACUGUAACUCUUAACAGAAUGCUGGUAAAGCCAGCGCUUUCCUGGAGCCUCUAUGGGAAAUCGGGGUGAGGAACAUACACAUUCACAGCUUACCCGUCAGUGCCUGCGCUGUGCCAGGCUGCAGGGGGGCUGGAUGGGUUCCCAUUGACACUAUUGUAUGAAGGGUUCAGAGGUGGGUCUCCACAGCACAGGGGUUUGCCUUUCUUUCUGCCUGAUUGCUUUCUGUUAUAAUUGUGUCAUUUCUCUCUCUUAUUUCAUCACCCAGGAAAUCACUUUGCCAAAACAUAAAUGAUUUAUCUAUUCACUCCAUACUUUCAUUUUCCGGCUAAGGACAAAGUACUUAUGCACAAAAUGCUUUCCACAUGCACUGUCUUGUUUUCUGGAUCAAGACAGUCUUAGAAUGAACCAGAUUGUGUGUUAAGGUUUCUAGGUUUUUAAAUAAGUUACUUUUUUUUUUUUUUUUUUCUGGCCUCUGAUGGGAAAGGAGCUCAUAUCACAGCAUUGUGCCGUGGCAGGAUGCUUUUACUGUAUGCAUAAACCACCAGCCUUGGUGCCACACCGGCUCCGAGAGGUUACUCCACCGUGGAUUCAUAUGUUAGAGGCAGUGGGAGGACUGUCGUCUCAAUAUCAGUUUUGAGACAGGGGGAAUCUUCUUAUACAUGCAAUGGAUGACACAGCGUAGUGGUCUUAAUUGAUGCUUUUACAAACAGACUCACAGCAGAGAAGAAAAAUGUCGAGCAUCGUCAAGUUGAUGAAUCUGAGCAUUAUUAUUUUUUUUUCUCUCUCUCUCAUCAGCUUCCUGUUUAUUUUCAGAUGAUGGAAAUAUAAUCACAUGUGCACUAAGAAAACGUUAGAACGGAUCCAAGUAACAACAGAGAAUUUCACAAGCCUGCGUGUGCGUGCGUGUGGGUGUGGGUGUAUAUGUGUAAAUAUGUAUGUAUUCAAGUGGCAGGCACACACCAACAGUGGACCUUUUUAAAAAUCAAUCUGUAUGCUGACUUCUCGGGCAGAUGUCUGUGUCCAAACUGAACCCCUCCUCCCCCCCUCCCCCACUCCACUGUUGGGUUACACUGUUACACUAUUUUGUAACCGUGAAAGGGGACGUGGGACAGUGGUGAUGAUGAUGAUGAUGAUGCUGACGAUGAGACGCGAUGAUCCUGGUCCAGCAUUUUUCAACUUUGUUUUAUUAACUGUGAUUGACAGUAUGGUUUAGGAAAUGAAAAACAGCUGCAGCGGGUUAAAGAGACAAGAGCAAUUGCAGAUGAUAUGAAAUAGGUUCUUUGUUUUCUCUCUUUAGCUUCCUCACAUUAAAUAAGGAAGAGUCCUUUUUUAUGAUUCAUCAUGGUGCCACAAUACCAUAACUCCAUUGUUUGAUCUCAUUUCCCCUGCACCCCCUAUAUCCCUUUCUGUCCCUUUUCCACCUUCACCUCUACCCACCCAGUCUCCCAUCAUAUCCAUACACCAUCACUGUGACCUGCUGCUAGCGUACCGGCUAGCCAAAAAGACAAGACACACUGAGAGAAGAGGUCUAAUAUGCACAGACGGGCAGAAAAGCUAUUUGACGUUCAGCUGGCAACUUGAAUGGAGCAACGAGUUGUAAACAUACAGCAAAUCUAUAGAGAUGUAUAAGAAAAGAUCUUACUUGUGUGAUGUUAAAUUUAUGAACGUACGGUGACUUUUAAGAUCAGAGCGAUCGAGUGUUAGUAGGAUUUGAAGUCGAGUAGCAGAGAGGUACAAUUUUGCUUCAGAAUUAAGUGGUCUUCAAAACUAAAAGAAGUCUUUUUAAGUCCCUCCACCUCACUGAAAUUGAUUUUAGCUUUAUGCAUGGUACUGUAUCUCUUUUGUUUCUUUUCUUCAUUUCUUCUCCCAAAGCUUAAUCCCAUAACAAAGAUCGUUCCAAAAAAAAGAAAAGAAGAGUUGCUCCAAAUGUAUUGCGAUGGCAAUACAUAACAUCAGGGCUCUCGCAAUAGAAAAAAAAAAGAAAAAAAAAGAUAUCAUAUAUGUUUGUUUUCAAAAGUAUGUACAUAUAUAUUUCUAUUCAAAUAUAUAGCAAAUAUAUGAAUAUUGAAAAAAAACAGAGAAAUAUAAAAAGCCGUUCUAAUUGAAAAUAUAUAUAAAAGAUCACAAGACAAUCGCUCAGAGUGAAAAGUAAAAGAAGAAAACGAAGAGGGAAGCUUAAACGGGUAGCACAACCAUGGACAGAAGAUCUCGGAGAGAAAGGAAGCGGUGUGCAAGAAAGUUAAAUGGUGAAACUGAAGUUUGAGGAAUGAUCCAACGACUCCCUUGUGAUUUUGUAAAUGUUCCGACUGCGGCGCCUGUGCGGCAGGUGGCAGCCGGAAGGACAAGCACAGUAAAGUCAAAAAUAUAGUGUGAGAUUGUGUCGCUGGUUAACUGUGGUCUAUGGCUCAGUGCAGAAAGUGUGGUGUUGAAAAAGAAAACAGUAAAACAAGGUCAGACUAUACAGUAAGUGAGCCUCUUGUAUUAUGUUGUAUUGUACCUUCCAAAGGUGUGUUCACAAACUCAAUGCCAUUACCUAUAAUGAAUGAAGACACGCAGACCGACAAGUGUCUCUGUUUCUUAUCUGUGUCACGACAAGUCUGCCACAGACUCCCAUGACUGUGGCCCAAUGAACAUACAACACGGUAAAAAUUAAACCUGCUAAUAAAUGUAUCCAUGCUCCUUUUUAUUUUAAAACUACAAAGCAUAGACAUGUAUUUGGUUUUCAUUGCUGAUGAUUCAUUUUGGCCUUUGUGUUCCAAGUUAUGCAAAUACUUGUCUUCAGAAAAAAAGAAAAAAAAAAACUUUAGGAAUGGGGCAGACCUGUUUUUGCAACCAAAAACAGGAGCUUCCUCACUCCAGUUGUAUGGAUAUUGGUUGGAGUGACGAAAUAAACCAUCCGUCCAACCUGAUUUCCCCGGUUCUUCAGGUGAAGUUGAUUCCACUGCACAACACUGAUCUUCUGUCGGUUUGUUCAAAGCAAAUGUCUGUCUUUAAAGGAAACUCCACCAGGGAUUCUGUGUCCAUUAUAAACCAGCAAUGUUUCCAGAAAAGAAAUGAGGAUUUGAUUUGUUUUUUUUUUGCAAAAUAUACACUAAUAUAGAAGUAUUUGGUGAGCGUUUUCAUAUUUUUUAUCUUCUAAAAUAUUAGAAAGGUCCAAAUUGUACUUUUUAGUUGUGAGGAUCCUCCUGCUACUAUGAAAGCUAUAAAUCAAACAACAUUGAUAGUUGCCUUCAAGAGCAAAUUGCAAACCACACUACUAAAGUGUGAACUGCAAACCAUACUGUAGUAUAAUAUUAACUGGCUUAAUGAAGGAAACCCGAAAAAAUGAAACAAGCUUAAAGUGAUUUUUUGUAAAUAUGUGUGUGUCAUUGUAGACUUAAGAAUUUACUCCCAAAAAUCAAAUGACACAGACUUUUUUUUAUUCGUACUGAUCCCAGCUAAUUUCUUGGCCUAGUGUCUAGUGUCAACUUUUCUUUCUUUGGUGGAUUUUUCCUUAAAGUGCAACAUUCUUUCAAACGGACACAUGCCUGUGUUUGCAAGGCCAACUUCACACGUUCCACUUUCCCCAACCUUUUCCCAUAUCCGCCAACCAAUCAGAACCCCCCCCCCCCUCCCCCGCCGCCCCCCGUCCUCACUGUACCCGUUAGCCCACCUAUACAGCAUAAUUUCUAGUCCAUAAUUGCAGACUUGUGUACAUAGGAAAGUGUUUUGUAUAAAUGAGUACUAUUUUCGACAUCUUCACUAGAAACCAGGGCACAAUGUAAACUUUGAACUAAAGUUAUUGUAAUGAAACAGAAGAGGACUUAAUGAAAAACUAUAGAAUUAUACAGACACUGCUUUAUCUUGAUUUAUGGACCAGUUAAAACAUGUCUGAGUGGACCAUGCAUAGUAAACAAUAUUGUUUUCUUCUUUUACAGGGCAUUUAGUUGAGUUGUCUCCUUUUUUAUAUUAUUAUUUUUUAUUUUUAAGUUUUUACUUUGUCACAAGUUGCUUGAUUUGAAGAUUUUUUAUUUUUUUUUUUGAAGAUUAUUCCACCGCUUGAGGGAGGGGCAGCCGCACUGCAUGUUCUGAAAAUUUUGCUGGUUAUAAAAGAAACAGGGACAUGGUGAAUUGAACACUUUAAAAAGGGGGGUUAACGAAAACAUUUUAAAAAUCUAGGGGUUGUUCCUUAAACUUUUAUGGGGAAACGUUGCUUCAAUUUGCAAAUGCUUGUGUUUAACUCUACAUUUUUUUCUAUGAAAUCAAACAAAAAAAAAACGGGAAAAAAGAGUACUCAACACCUUGUGCAAUAAAGCUAUCUUUUUAUAAACUGCGA